Molecule: messenger RNA, 5870 nt
Organism: Durio zibethinus
Lineage: Eukaryota; Viridiplantae; Streptophyta; Magnoliopsida; Malvales; Malvaceae
Source: RefSeq, a predicted model, not a curated record
UUAUAGUACCAAAUAAACCCGGAGAUCAACCUUGUAUAAAUAUUCUCGUUUGAGUCCCAAAAUUCACGUCUGUGUUUUUAGCGCUUUUCUUUUUUCCGUCUUUGUUAUUAUUCUCUCUCCUCUCCAGUUUCUUUAUCCUAUUUAGGGUUAGGGUUUUAACUGAUAUUUUAGUGUUUUCUUAUUUAGUAUACUUUCUUUUACUUAUCAGGGUCUUUAAUUUGGAUUCCUUUUCGAGCAAUCUAGGGUUUUUCAUCAAUUUGUGGGAGGGUUUAAUUCGUUUCUUCCAUCGAGAGUUUCGAUUAGGUUUUUUAAUCAUCAAAUUGUGAUAUUUAAAUCGUUAGGUUGAUAAGCAAUGCCUCCUAGAAUUGCGAAGAGAGGGGCUGCGUCCGCUGGAUCAAAGAGGAUGCCGAGGUCCACUAGAGGGGCAUCCAAAUCCCAGAAUCCACCUGCGGAGCCUGUAGAGGAGGCCGUGAGGGUAGAGGAUGCUUCAGUUCCGGUUGUGAUGGCGAGGGAGGAGGAAGAAGAGGAGGUCGUGGAGGACGUAAAGAGUGAUGGGAAGCCAAUUGGGGUUGUCCUGGAUGAAAACGCCGGAUUAAAUUUGAAUUUCAAUGGGUUGGUUGCGAUGAAGAAGGAUAAUGACUUGAAGGAGUCUAUUGAGGAGUAUGAAAAAGAUGAGCGUUUAGAAUUGGAUGAUAAUGAACCUGAAUAUGAAACUGAAGAAUAUGGUGGGGUGGAUUAUGAUGAGAAGGAGAUGGAUGCAGAUGAGGUGGGGGAUGAAUUAGAGGAAGAGCCUGAGGGUGAUCUGUCAGAUGAAGAAGAUGUUCAUGAAGUAGAAGUAGAAGUUGAAGUAGAAGGUGAUGAUGAUGAUGAGCAUGCUGGGGACAAAGUGGAGCAUGCAGAUUUGGCUGAUGCUGCUGAGCAUGAGGAGCGACAUGAAGUUGUUCAAGAGAGAAGGAAGCGUAAAGAGUUUGAAGUGUUUGUUGGGGGUUUAGACAAGGAUGCCACUGAGGAUGAUAUUAGGAAAGUCUUCAGCCAAGUUGGUGAAGUUGUUGAAGUUAGGCUGAUGAUGAACCUUCAAACAAAGAAGAACAAGGGGUUUGCAUUCUUGCGUUUUGCAACUAUAGAACAAGCAAAGCGAGCGUUUACAGAACUUAAGAAUCCUGUGAUUAACGGGAAACAGUGUGGUGUUACCCCAAGUCAAGACAGUGACACCCUUUUUCUGGGUAACAUAUGCAGGACAUGGACAAAGGAAGCGUUGAAAGAGAAGUUGAAACAUUAUGGAGUUGACAAUGUUGAUGACUUAACAUUGGUAGAAGAUAGCAACAAUGAGGGAAUGAAUCGAGGCUUUGCUUUCUUGGAAUUUGCAUCUCGUUCAGAUGCCAUGGAUGCUUUUAAGCGCCUUCAACGGAGAGAUGUUUUAUUUGGGGUUGAUAGGCCUGCAAAGGUUUCUUUUGCCGAUUCCUUCAUUGACCCAGGUGACGAAAUCAUGGCACAGGUUAGGACCAUAUUUAUUGAUUGCCUACCUCCUUCUUGGGAUGAGGAUCGUGUUAGGGAGCUGCUGAAGAAAUAUGGGGAGAUUGAAAAGAUUGAACUUGCCCGUAAUAUGCCAUCUGCUGAUAGGAAGGAUUAUGGUUUUGUUACGUUUGAUACUCAUGAUGCUGCAGUCACAUGUGCUAAGAGCAUUAACAAUACUGAGUUGGGUGAAGGUAACAACAAGGCUAAAGUCAGAGCUAGGUUGUCAAGACCACAUCAGAGAGGCAGGGGUAAGCACAUUGGCCGUGAUAGUUUCAGGUCUGGGCGUGGAUCUGGACGAUUUGUUAGGGGUUCAUGGGGUCAUCAAGCUUCACAUGAUUUCCAUCCUCGUGGGAUAAGAGGAAUUAGUAGUCGUGUUCCACCACCUAGUCUAAAGAGGCCUGUUGGAUUAAGAGAUAGACGUCCUAUUAUGUCUGCAACAGCUAGAGGUCGGCCUUUGGCUCCACCUCCUUCUAGAUCCUAUGACAGAAGAGCACCUGUUGCAACAUACCCAAAGAAUAGUUUGAAGAGGGAAUAUAGUCGGCGUGAUGAGCUUCCUCCUCCAAGAAGCAGAGCUGUUGUGGAUUAUGGUUCUAGGUUUGUUCCUGAGAGACGCCCAUCAUAUGGAGAUGAGUAUUCUUCUCGCAAUUCUGGCUACUCUGAUUUGCCUAGAAGCACAUCUCGUCCUGCUGCAAGGAGACCCUAUGUGGAUGAUGCAUAUGUCCAAAGGUUUGAAAGACCUCCUCCUAGUUACCGUGAGGGGCGUGGCCGUGAUUAUGCCUCUAUGUCUGGCUCAAAACGACCAUAUUCGGCUAUGGAUGAUAUUCCUCCGCGAUAUGCUGAUGUCAGUGCCAGGCAUUCAAGGGCUCAUGUAGAAUAUGAACUUGCUGGAGGUGCGCCUCCAUAUGUGGAUGCAUAUGGUGAUAGGCUUGGUAGAUCCAGUCUAGGAUAUGGUGGCAGCAGGAGUUCUAUGUCCAGCAGUCAGGAUUCACAUGGGCUAUAUGGCAGUCGUCAGGGUAUGGGCUAUGGUGGAGGUUCUUUCAGCAGCAGUGAUGUUGGAGAAAUGUACUCAUCCUCUGGUUAUGGUGGUGAUUACAUGCCUAGGGGAUCUGAUGUUGGUGGUAGCUCUUAUUCAUCAAUGUAUUCUAGUCGUGGUAUGGGUGGCAGCAGUUACAUGGGUGGUGGUGGUUCUGGAUCAUACUACUGAUGUAAGUCAAAUUGUUUUUUAUCCCAUUCCUUUCAUGUUGCACUCAUGGAAGUGCAAUAAUCUUUAGCAUUAGUGUAUUUUUAACGGAGAUUAGGGCUCCCCGAAGAAAUUGGUUUCUAUGUUCUUCUGAGAGAUGUGUUGUCAAGGACAUAGCUAUAUUGUCACAAGUAAACUUGUCUAUGGAACAGAUUUCAAAGACAAUGAGGCUGCUGUAGGAUGUGGAACAUUUGAAGCUUUUGGAUUAUGGUAUUGGAUAGAAGCAUGCCAAGUGCUAUAGCCUCCAUACAUUGAAGGAAAAAGAUUUUGAGGCUAAAGUUUUAUGUGAAAGAGGGUGUGUGUUGGUUCAAGCUGUUUCUAGUUUCACAAACAGGUUAUUUGUGAGUAUUCAAGUUUAUGCUGUAAGGAAAAACUAUUCUCAUUUAGAGAUGAAAAUGGCAAGUGCUUAGAAUGUGCUGUGUGUAUGAACAACAUUGUUUAUUUUUAUAUUUAAGAACUCCUCGUGAUCGAUAAUUCGGAAGCAUUUAUCACAUAUUUUAAUGGGCAGAGUAUUAGAGAAGAAAUUAAGGUUUUAAUAUACGUUUGGUCAGGGAUUUUGGAUAUUUUGCCAUGCUGAACUCAUCAGGUAAAUGUUGAUUAAGAUAGAAACAAGGCAUUAACAUGCUAUUUUCUUUAGCUUGAUAAGCAUGGAGAGUUCAAAUGGCACCUAACUGAAGGCUAUAAAGACAUCAGUGGAGGACAUUCAUGCAUAAGCAUAUCACAUUCUGAAGUUGGUGCUUUGUGAAGCCAUACACAAGCCUGGAGGAAAUUAAUGGGCGUGCUUGACCUUGUUUCACAAACUUGUAGACUGUAGACACAUACUUCUAACUUUUGGUUUUGCUUUGUUUUCCUUUGAGAAUUCCAGACUAAGAUGCAAUGGGAAGUUGAUCUUAAUAAAGGGGAGGGCAUGGUAUCUUUAAUACCUGAUGUGUUUGAUUUUUAGUCUGUGUUGUAUUUUCAGUGUUCUUGGUUGACUUCUUUCUUCAGAAAUACUUUUUGUGUUUGAUUCCUGGUUUUCUGGUUUCGGGUUGGCCUGAUGGAGUAUGCUAGGCAAAGAUUUGAACUUUUCUUAUGACCAGUACGAAAAUAACAGUUCUGGCUGAAGGACCGCUUCCAUAUGUUUUAUUACUUGCUAAUUCUUUUCUGCCAGGUUAUUUCUUUGAUAAAGCAACUCCUUAUGAAGCUGUUCUCCAAGUAAAGAUACUAUAUGGAUCUAAGGGAAUUUUUUAGUUUCUCAUGAUGAAUGCCUGAUUGAUUCAUCAAAUACUUGGUAGUUUUGGGAGGUUUUUGGUGGAUGAAACCCGUUUAAUUUACUUUUGGUAGAACUUGGAGGUUCUUCAGUUGGAUAUCUAUUUGUUGUUUCUUAAGUUUGAUUACUUUGUGGAAAAGCAGUUGCUGCUUUACAUAUUGGGUUCAGUAGAGCAGUGAUUUUGGAAAAGUUGAAUCCUAAUUGGCUCGGUAAUCACCAAAGCUGUGGGUAUGUUGGUAACUUAGAGAUUGUUGAUUUAAGAAAACACACUGGCCACUCCUUUUAGCUGGAGUUACAAUGUAUACAAAUUAUUGAUUUUUACUAACUACACUUAAGAACAAUUGAGUGACAUGAUUUCCCUCCCCCAAGUAUUUUAACAACAUAUAGGUUGACAAGUUACAAGAAUAUGCGAUAGAUGUGAAAAGAAUGGUCUAUGCAAGACACUUUGUCUCAUUUAGUGUAGAGUCUACAGGAACCUGCUACCUUUCAGUGAUUUUUGCUCCAUGGUGGUUUAUUCUUGACUCAAUGUGAUUCUUGUAGAAUUUUGUUGUUACCUGGGUUGGUAUAGAAUCAAAAUUCUUAGCAUGAAGGCAUUUGAUUGUCUGGGUCUUCCAUUUUGUUGAUAAGGUUUUUGAAAUUAAAAUCUUGAUUGGGUGUUCCUUUCCAUUUUUGCUUAAGCUUUUUACAUAUGCAUUCAUGUUUUUGCUGGAAAUAAACCGAGGUUUUCUAUCAUGGGGAAGUAGCAGUGUCUGCAUAACAUUUUUUAUACUUCAUAGUAUACUGUUUUAUCUCAACAGGCUAUUAGCAGGACUGGCACUUAUUUAGCAGCAUGAUUUUUUUCUUAAUUGCUUUGAUGCAAUGUAGGUGCUAGUUUUAGUAGUUUAUUUCUUGAUGUAAUUUGGCUUUGUAAACAAUUUGAAGAAGUUUCCACUUUAAUGAAAACGAAGUAUGGUCCUGUAUUUAUCCUUGUUUGAAAAUGCUUGUAUUUCUUUUGAGUUGCUAUACUACUUUUCUGUGUUUUGUUUUUCAAUGGGAAACUUAUUUUUGUUAAAUGUUUAUCGAGUAGGCAAAUCUUCAAUUCAUUGCUUGUAUUUCUUUUGAAUUGGCAUACUAGAUUUCAGGCCAACCCUGAUGAUGUCAGAAAGUCGUUGCGAUUAGUAAUUACAAAGUUUCUUUGGCGGAAAAAUAAAGUCUAAUUGAGUAAUAAUAUUUAGCCUUAUAACUGUAUAAGAAUAUGGAGUCUCAAGUCUGCUGGUGUAAUAGUUAUUGACCGCGAACACAAGCAAUUUUGCUGUUACUAAGGUCCAAACAGCUUUUGCUUUCUUCUAUAAGUUGUGCCAAGAUGGAUUAUGGAUGUAUGCUGUAUCUUCCCUCAUAUUUAUCACUUCAAAGUUCGAUCCACAAGUGCUCAACCCGAUUUUUUUCUUCUCCAAGCGUGUCUCCUUUUUUUUCCUUUACAAAAAAAACAAAAAAAAUCCUUACCUGUCUGGCUGUUUACUUCAAGAUCACGAAAGGAAUACUCUUCUAUGUUUCUAUUCAUCAUCUCCGUCAACUUAAAAAUGGAUGCAACGGUGGCAAUAACCUGUUUUAACCCAUUGUUAUUGACUCUCACUAAAAUGCCAAAGCAAUGGUAAAUUUGACUUUGCAAAAAUGAAAUCAGCAGCCAAUCAAACAUGCCUAUCAUUGAUUACCAAUAAAUCCAAGACAACUAGACGAGCGUUGGCGGUUUUAGCCUGUGUAAAUACCUAAAUAUAAAAUCGUGCCUCCAGUUUAUGUCCGUGUAAGCCACUUUUCUUUUCCUUUCCCAUUUUUUUUCUUCAAGUUGAAACAUAAGCUUGUAUACCAUUUUUCGAUUUUAUACAGUCC